CAGAUACGGAAAAGUCAAAACAAAAAAGACAAACCGAAACUUGAAAACGCAAAUUUCGCCAUUGCAUGAUUUUUAAUUGUUGAAUUUGUAAAUUGUGUUCUCUGUGAAAAUAAACAAAAAUUAGUUGGAUAUAAAAAUGACAUCAGUCGACGAGAAUAAAAACCAAGAAAAACAAACAGAAAGAACUACAAGAAGUUCCACCAACAAAGAGAUAAGCACAGGCGACGUGUAUCUGAUCCGUCGCUCCGAUGGCGACGUCUACCCUGCUCAAAUAAUCCAAUCCAGGUGUAACGAGAAUGAUUUUGCAAAUAGUGAAUUCUAUGUCCAUUACGUCGGUUUGAAUAGACGCCUCGACGAAUGGGUACGUCGUGAUCGCAUAACCGAUGCCACCGAAGCCGACAAAGGAAAAAACUCGGCAUCAACACCCAUGGACACAAACAACAGUGCAAAAACCCUACAGCAGCUAAGCAAGGAACAGAUAGCGUCACUUGAGAAUCCAACAUCGGCCGAGAACAGUGACAGAAAAGUGACUAGGAACCAGAAGAGACGACAUGAUGAAAUCAACCAUGUGCAAAAGACCUACGCCGAAAUGGAUCCCACAACUGCUGCCCUGGAGAAGGAACACGAAGCCAUUACCAAAGUAAAGUACAUUGACAAACUAAGAAUUGGGAAAUUCGAAAUCGAUUCGUGGUAUUUCAGUCCGUAUCCAGAUGAAUACGGAAAAGUUGGGACGUUAUUUGUCUGCGAGUACUGUCUUAAGUACAUGAAGCUAGAGAGGACAUAUCGCUACCACACCACAGAGUGCAGCCAACGCCAACCGCCUGGCAAUGAGAUCUACCGCAAAGGGACUGUCUCGAUUUUUGAGAUCGACGGAAAAGACCAUAAACUCUAUUGCCAAACACUGUGCUUGAUGGCAAAACUCUUCUUAGACCACAAAACCUUGUACUAUGACGUCGAACCAUUUUACUUUUAUGUGUUGUGUGAGAUCGACAAGAAAGGUGCUCACAUUGUGGGUUAUUUCUCCAAGGAAAAAGAAUCUCCGGAGAGCAACAAUGUUGCAUGCAUAUUGAUUCUGCCUCCGUAUCAAAGAAAAGGCUACGGGAAACUGUUAAUCGCUUUUAGCUACGAACUCUCACGUCGCGAAGGAGUUGUUGGCAGUCCCGAGAAACCUCUGAGUGAUCUGGGUCGUCUGAGCUAUAGGAGCUUCUGGGCGUAUACCCUUUUGGAGUUAAUGAAAGACAAUCGGACGACCACACAGAGUAUUAAGGAGCUCAGUGAGUUGAGUGGAAUUACACAGGACGACAUCAUCUAUACCCUGCAGUCAAUGAAAAUGGUCAAGUACUGGAAGGGUCAGCAUGUUAUUUGCGUCACGCCGAGGACAGUUAUUGAACAUCUACAGUUGCCGCAGUUCAAGAAACCGAAGUUGACUAUUGACUCGGCCUACUUGCGAUGGAUUCCGCCAAAGCGGAACACGGCUGUGGGUGCUAAAUUUAAGAAGAACUUAUUAAAUUAAAUGUAUUUUUAUUUAUACCCACUUGAAUGUAUUAUUAUAUAGAUUUUCGAUUGUUUGAUCCUUUUUCGAUAAAAUAAACUGCACGAAAAAUACA
Messenger RNA from Eupeodes corollae, 1607 nucleotides. RefSeq names its product histone acetyltransferase KAT8 (gene mof). The record is from RefSeq and is a predicted model, not a curated record. Gene Ontology annotation, molecular function: histone acetyltransferase activity. The transcript has a single exon. NCBI's taxonomy places the organism in Eukaryota, Metazoa, Arthropoda, Insecta, Diptera, Syrphidae. Gene Ontology annotation, biological process: regulation of DNA-templated transcription. The coding region runs from base 137 to 1513 and encodes 458 amino acids.